UUUCAACGUACUUGAAUCAAAAGGUUCGCUUUCUUAUUGAUUAUUGAAAAAAUAAUAUCCCCCCAUUUUCUGUUUUUUCAUUUUGGGUUUUUACAAAAUGCUUAAUUAAUCUGGCUAUGAGGAGUCCGCCAUUUCCGUUUUUAAACGUUGCAGUUGGGGAUCCAGUCAUUCUAAGGCCUUAGAGGAGGAGGAGUAGUAAGGGUUUCCUUUUCUUUUGAGUGGCUGAUUUGCAGAGAUGGGGUUGAUUUCUGGUCUGUUUUUGGGAAUGGUGGCUGGAAUUGCUUUGAUGGCGGGUUGGCAGCGUAUGAUGAGGUAUCGAGGCACGAAGCGUGUGGCGAAGGCAGUUGAUCUAAAGAUUUUAGGAUCUCUUAAUAGGGAUGACUUGAAGAAACUUUGUGGUGACAACUAUCCUGAAUGGAUUUCUUUCCCUGCUUAUGAACAGGUGAAAUGGCUGAACAAGCAGCUGAGCAAAAUGUGGCCAUUCAUUGCAGAUGCAGCAUCGAUUGUCAUUAAGGAAUCUGUUGAGCCUUUGUUGGAAGACUAUCGACCCCCUGGGAUUUCAUCCUUGAAGUUCAGUAAAUUAUUUCUAGGACAUGUGCCACCCAAAAUUGAAGGUAUUCGUGUCCAAAGCCUAAAGAAAGGUCAAAUAACAAUGGAUUUGGAUUUGAGAUGGGGUGGUGAUCCAAGCAUCAUUCUUGCUGUCGAAGCCCUUGUUGCUUCGCUGCCCAUUCAGCUGAAGGAUCUCCAAGUUUUCACUAUUGUACGAGUGAUUUUUCAACUUGCUGAAGAGAUUCCAUGCAUUUCUGCUGUUGUUGCAGCUCUCCUAGCUGAGCCAAAGCCUAGAAUUGAUUACACAUUGAAGGCUGUUGGUGGAAGCAUAUCAGCGAUUCCAGGACUUUCAGAUAUGAUCGAGGACACUGUGAAUUCAAUUGUUACAGAUAUGCUUCAGUGGCCUCAUAGGAUUGUUGUUCCUAUUGGAGGUGUAGCGGUUGAUACGAGUGAAUUAGAGCUAAAACCACAAGGACGUCUUUCUGUGACAAUAGUGAAAGCAAAUGCUCUGAAGAAUAUGGAAAUGAUCGGCAAGUCAGAUCCCUAUGUUGUUGUGUACAUUCGACCCAUGUUCAAAGUUAAAACAAAAGUUGUUGAUGAUAAUCUUAGUCCUGUGUGGAAUGAGACAUUUCAGAUGAUUGUGGAAGAUAAAGAAACUCAACCCCUCAUUUUGGAGGUUUUUGAUAAAGACAUUACACAAGACAAAAGAUUGGGCAUUGUGAAAUUAGCUCUAAUUGACUUGGUGCCCAAAACUGAGAAAGAGCUUGAACUAAGACUUUUACCAUCACUUGAUAUGUUGAAGAUUAAAGAUAAGAAGGAUAGAGGAACACUUAACAUAAAGGUCUUUUACCAUGAAUUCAACAAAGAAGAGCAGUUGCAGGCCGUGGAAGAAGAGAAGAGAAUACUUGAGGAGAGGAGGAAGUUAAAGGAAGCUGGUGUGAUAGGAAGCACCAUGGAUGCCCUAGAUGGAGCUGCUUCUUUGGUGGGUUCAGGGGUCGGGCUCGUGGGGACUGGCAUUGGUGCUGGCGUUGGGUUGGUGGGGACCGGCAUUGGGGCAGGUGUUGGAUUUGUGGGCAGCGGCCUUGGAGCAGUUAGUAGUGGGAUUGGUAAGGCAGGGCGCUUUGUGGGGAGGAGUGUGACCAACCAGUUUAGCAGCGGCUCCUCCAAGAAAGGAAGCAAGAGCCCUGCGCAAGAGAAUGGCGUUGGCAACUGAAUCUGUUUCCUACGCUACUUCUAUGUAAAAUUUGUUGAAUCAUCAUUCCCUUAACAUACUACUUGUCUUAUAAUACUGAAAAUGAUAAAACCACGCCUGUAUUUUGUACUUAUCUUGUGCAAUGAAUAGGCUUGAUUUGGUUGCUCAAA
This is a messenger RNA of Amborella trichopoda, 1911 nucleotides long. It is a transcript of the gene NTMC2T4, whose product is annotated as Calcium-dependent lipid-binding (CaLB domain) family protein. Gene Ontology annotation, molecular function: lipid binding. NCBI's taxonomy places the organism in Eukaryota, Viridiplantae, Streptophyta, Magnoliopsida, Amborellales, Amborellaceae. The record is from RefSeq and is a predicted model, not a curated record. Gene Ontology annotation, cellular component: endoplasmic reticulum.